GCAUUCGUUAUCACUCUCACAGGUCCUGUAAAAAAGCGCGUUGUCCUGCCUUUAUUUAAUUUACUACGCACUGUGUGCAAACAACUGCUGAUUGAUUGACAGUGUAAACUCGGAUUAUUCUUAUUUAUUGACGUUCAAUUGUCAAACGAAACGAUAAUAGUUUUCGGCUCGCCUAAAUUUAAAGCCUUUUUCCGAAAAUUUCGUUGCUCGAAUUGACUAAUAAUAAACCCGGAUCAAAUAACUCGAACAAUGGGCAUACUAUACAAGCGAUUUCUGCGACGGCGAUUACUAGCACGCCUUUUACUAAUGAUCAUAGUGUUUAUGAUUUCCUUUUCAAUUUCCGUCUUACUAUUCGGCGAUUUUAAAUCCCCUGUGGUGAUGCGUAUUACUGAUUUAGACCGGUGCCCAGCCUGCUACGGAGUAUCCGUUUGCCCAGAGCUUUAUUCAAAUCAGAUAAUGCUGGAAAGCGGGAAUCAUUGGGCACGCAUGUUCAACGCUAAGAAUGUGUACUACGGGUACACAAAGUCGCAUCGUCGAGUAGUUUUAAAGAAGUUAGCACAGAAUUGGGAGCUUCAGGAGUUCGACUCGAAGCUUUGUAAGAGUUGGCAACUGAAUGAGAAUUGUAAACCUAGAGAUUUGUUAAAUAUGAGUAAUAUUGUUAGUAAAAUCAAGGAUCUGGUUAGUUAUAACUUCAGUUGGCCGGAUACGGAGCCAAGGAAGGGGUUAGUGUUCUGCCCGUACUCUGCAGGCAUCGUGGAUUUCAUAAAUACUAAUAACAUCAAGUUGACAGAGUCUGCACCUGACAUGAUGAAUAUAUGGACAAGUUUGAGCAUUAACCCAGAACCUUUGAUAUUGAAGGUGAUACCAAAAUCCAAAGGCUGGCCGGUCCCAGCUUACGGAGGGGUGUGUGGCAGGAUCGUUAUUGAAGCCCAUGAAGGAGAAUCUUUAUCAUCACUCCUGAAUGUCCCCUGGCCCAGAAAACUCAAGUUUGCCAAGAAGAUCCUGGAUGCUGCUAUGGAUUUCACUUUUAAACAUGACAGAUUUCGCUUCUAUCUUAUGGACUGGUCUUUAGACAACAUAGUAGCCAAUGAAAAAGACGACAUUUCCUUCGUAGACCUCGAAGAUGUUAUCAUUCUUGACAAGCACAUAUACCCCGGGAAGGACCUACCAUCCUGGUACGAACGGUACAGCAGAGAGAUCACAGGUUCUGGAUUCACAUUCUCCAUCGAAAACAUGUGUAAACACCAUCUUAGUGACCAUAAUCUUUGGGCCGCUUGCUACAUUUUAGCUGGCGAUGACAUGCCACUCUUGUACCCUAUACCUAAGGAUGUCAAUGCGUACAGGCCUUAUUUAGACAAGCUUUUAAAAGGCUGUUUGAACGGGGAGGACAGGUUUAGUAGUAUAACCAAGUUGCAACAUGUCGUUAAAGAGAUGUUGAUGGAUGAAAAGAUUGUUGGUACUAUGAGUGUGAGAUGAUAAUUAAGGAAAAAGAGUUGAUAAUCCAAAUGAUCUCAUUAACAAGCAGAUAGCUGUUGGUAUGUAUGCACCAAGGACUGUCUUACUUUAUGGUGAUUUAAAACAAGAUUAAGGAGUGUAAUAUAUGAACUUGAUGAGCAAACAAUAUGGCGUUUCUUAAAGAAGAUUAUUUUUAUUGAUAAUACUUAUUAAUUUCCUAUAUUUACGGUUUAUUGAUUACUCAAUACAUAUAAUAUAACUUUUAAGAGACUAGAAUUGAUUUUGAAUCUCAUUUGUUUUGAGUUAUACUGUGAUAUCCGUUUAUACAUUUAAGCGAGGUUGUAUACUGAUACUAGUAUUUUGCAUUUUACGAAAUUGUAUCGAAACAAUAAACAUAACUG
Molecule: messenger RNA, 1856 nt
Organism: Leguminivora glycinivorella
Lineage: Eukaryota; Metazoa; Arthropoda; Insecta; Lepidoptera; Tortricidae
Product: divergent protein kinase domain 2A
Exons: 3
Coding region: 250-1476 (408 amino acids)
Source: RefSeq, a predicted model, not a curated record